CUGCACGCCAAGCACAGGCGACCACACACUUUGGGUACCGUGUGUGACGGUUGUAGCUCUGUGUCGCGUGUAUUCUCAAAGUAUGGACGAGGAUAUUGACCUUUCGUUCGAUGCCGGCCUCGAUGAUGUCGACAACCUCAUCGCAGACGUCGAGCUCUCCGACUCGGACCAGGUGCUAGAUGACGUGGAUCUCGACGAUCUGGAUGAUCUCGGACUUGACGAUGUCGAUCUUGGUGGCGGCAGCGACGAUCUCGGUCUGGGUGGCAGCGACGACCUUGGGCUGGGCGACAGCGACGACCUUGGGCUGGGCGACAGUGACGACCUUGGGCUGGGUGGUAGUGACGACCUGGGGCUGGGCGACAGCGAUGAUUUCGACCUUGGCGAUGGGAGCGACGACUUUGAUCUGGGCUCGGAUGAGCCAGACGUUGGCGACGAUGACGAGUUUGCCGAUCUCGAUCUCGGUUCUGGCGACCUCGAGGUCGAUGACGACGAUGCCGAGAUGGAGGCACUUCUUCGCGAGGCUGAGGCUGCUGUGGACCUUGACGAUGCGGAGGAAGAAAGGAAUUUGGAGCCAGAGCCUGUUGCCGAUCCCGUGGCCGAAGUUGAGCCCGUGGCCGAGGUCGAGCCCGAGCCUGUGGCCGAGUCCGAGCCCGUGGCCGAGCCCGAGCCUGUGGCCGAGCCCGUGGCCGAAGUUGAGCCCGAGCCUGUGGCCGAGCCCGAGCCUGUGGCCGAUCCCGAGCCUGUGGCCGAUCCCGAGCCCGUGGCCGAGCCCGAGCCUGUGGCCGAGCCCGAGCCUGUGGCCGAGCCCGAGCCCGUGGCCGAGCCCGAGCCUGUGGCCGAAGUUGAGCCCAUGGCCGAGCCCGAGCCCGUGGCCGAAGUUGAGCCCGUGGCCGAGCCCGAGCCUGUGGCCGAACCCGAGCCCGAGCCUGUGGCCGAACCCGAGCCUGAACCCGCAGUGUCUGCCAAUGACUACGGUGUUGCGGACGUGGAUGAGGCAUUUGACGCUGAUGCUAAUCAAGAGUCUGAUAUGGUGGCUGAUCCUGAUCUCGAUUCCAUCGACCUCAACGAGCCCGCUGUUGGCAACAACGCCACAUCCAUCGACCUCGACGGCAACAAUGCCGAUCCCACCAACUUUGACAUCCUUAACGAUACCGAGCUCGAUAGUGGCGCAUCUGCAAAGUGCAACAACGAGACCCACCCCCCCAUCACCGAAGACGAUGGCGAGCUCGUGAUUAACUUGCCGCGCAACUCGUCGUCCGCCGACUCACUCGAGCUGGAGGCGGCAACGAGCCCGACUCUCGCGCCGUCAGCGUCCGAAACCGCGAUCAACGAGGCUGCGGCUGCGGCGCUGGCCUCGUCGCCACCGCCCGACGCCAUGCCCGACCUUGUCGAACUCAACGCCGAGCUGGACAACAUUCUCUCACCGGAGCGUCACGUCGACACGCCGUCGCGCGCUCGCCCCAUCCGGCCCAAGCCAAAAACCACUUUUGUCGAGCUCCAGCCGCACCGCACCCUCUCCAAGGAGCAGUGGGAGGAGAAGGUUCGCCGUGACCGUGAGUUUGAAGAGACCAAGCGUAUCAAUCGCGAGGCACGCAUCCAGGCCGAGCGUGAUGCUAUCGGCAAGGCGCCCGCCAUGAAGCGCACAGCCUCGGCGCGCAAGUACGAGGAGAAGCUCGCGCGCGAGUCGUUUUUGGAGCGGACGCAAAAGGCCGAGGCCCGUCGCCGCCGCCGACAGCAGGAACUCAUCGCUGCCGCCGCCAUCGAAGGCAAGCCGGUGCUCUCCUCCGGCACUCGUGCCAUCCUGCAGCAGUCAGCCGACGAGCGCACGUUCCAGGACCGUGUCCGCGACGCCGUCAUUGCCCGUAAGGCCUCGCGCAACGCCCCGCCACCAGAGGUUGAGCCGCCCACCCCGGCUCUCUCCUCCGGCUCCAAGCGCAUUCUCAAGCAGUCGACCUACGCGCGCCCGUUUAUGGAGCGUCUCGAGGAUGAUCUCGAGCGCCGCAAGGCCCGCCAGGCAACGACCGAGGCCGCGCUUCCGAAGCCGCGUCCUCUUGUCCCGUCGGGCCGCCCAUCCAAAGUCCCACGCAAGGGCCGCGCACCCAUCUCGGAGCUGCCGUUUACUCAGCGGAUGAAGCUUGCGCAGCAGCGCAAGGCCGAGCGCCUCCGUCGCAUCAAGGAGGACGCCGACGCCGCGUGCACAUUCAAGCCGAAAAUCUCGUCCAAAUCGAAGCGUCUCUCCAAGCUCAACACUCAAGACGUCCCGGUCUUUGAGCGCAUGCAGAUUGCGGCUGAAGAGCGAAAGCUCAAGCUGCUCGAAAACGAAGCCAAGGCCGACGCGAUCAAGCGCGCCGCCGAGCUCCUCGAGCUUCAGCAGUGCACCUUCAAGCCGAACAUCACCGCCCACGCCGCGGCCAUGGACUCGUCGUUUGAGCUCGGCGUCGACGCAUACAUCGCCAAACGCAACGAGGAGCGCGAGUGGGCCCGCCAGUUUGCGGAGCGCCAGUUCACCUUUCAGCCGCAGCUCGAGCGUGCUCGCCACGAGUACGACGCCACCCGCAACGUCGAGGCCGCCCACGACCACGCACAUCACCACGCGUCGCCCAAAGGACUCUCCCCUCUUGCCCGCGGAAAGGGUGGGUCGUCGGCAUCUGCCUCACCGGCGUCGAGCUGGAACAUUGCCGGGGGCGCCUCGCCGUCAAAGCGCAGGCCCAGGCCUGCGCCUGCGGCUGCACGCCCUUCGCCGCGCAACAAGCGCCAGGCGCCACGUCAGGCUCGCCGCAACCCCGGCCUUGCCUCCACCCGUCGCCCGCCCAAGUCGGCCCAGCCCGGCCCUCGUGCCGAGCGUGCUUCCUCGCCGGGCAUCGACGAGUCGGCGCUCUCGCUGCCGCCGCUCGACGAGUCGAUGGGCGGGCCCGAGACCCAGGCGCCGCCGGCGUCAAAGGCGGCAACGCGGUUCAGCUCGGCUGGGUCUAGUGAUGACACUCCUCCGCCUCAGACUGCCAAGCCUGUUGCCGCCCCGCCUGCCGACGGCGCCAUCCUCCGCAAGGCCUCCAAGCUCCGGACGAGGCCCUGGGUCUACCGCUAUCCGUUGCAGUCGGGCGGGUGGGUUUUUGUCGACGCCGCAACGCUCAAGCACUCGCGCCGCAAGCCCGGUCCGUCCGCCGUGGUUGUCCGGCGCGACGAUGCAACUCGUGACGAUCCGUAUUGGCACGAGGCGUGGGAUGCGGCCGCGGCUGCGCCGUUCUACGUCGAUCCACUCUCUGGCGCCGAGCGCGAGAGCCGCCCAGACUCGUCGCGAAUUGUCUCCAUGCACCAGUACUACACCCUCAACCACGACAAGAAGAAGGGCGCCAACUACUACUACAACCCGAUCACCGGUCAGCUGUCGUGGAACACCCUUCCGCCGGGUGCGCGUCUCAUCGACCCGGACACCCCAGUCUACUACGUGUACGAGGGCGAGCUCGGCUCCGAACACACCUACUUUGAGCCACUCAAGCAAGAGUCGAGCUGGAAGGCCCCGCCAGAGUCGGCGCUCUGCAUUCCAGCUUCCCCCGACUGGCUCUUUGCCUACCCGUCGAAGAACAAGAAGAAGACGUUUUACUACAAUCCAGUGACGAUGAAGGCCACAUCACGGACACCCGAGGACGACGCGGUGGUCAUCGCUGUUCCGCGCAAGCCACACAAGAUCCACCGCGCGCCACCGGGUGUCGACAAGCCGUCACCGGACGCGUCGCCGGCUCCAGCUCCGCUUCCGUCGCCAGAUGCAUCGCCGGUUCCGCCGGCCAGUGCACCCGCCAGCCCGCCAAUCAGCCCGCCGACGACCGCCACCAAGCGGAUCAAGCAUCGGAUGCGGGUCAAGACCAAGGUCUCGCCGUCGCCGGCCAAGCUCGCAAGCGCCAAGGCUGCCGCCGAGCUCGCCGCGCGCGAGCUGGCUGCCCGCGAGCCGAGCCCGCCGCCGCCGCCGCUUGACGCGCUGUACUACGCCUUUGACCUUGGCGACAAGACGCUGUACUUUAACCGCGAGCGCAUGGCGUCGGCAUACGCACUGCCGGACGACGCCACCGAGGUUGUGGAGGACAUCACCUCAGAAUGGUGGUUCGAGUACGAGUCGCAUCCGCCGUCGACCGAGCUCUCGUUUGAGCACGGCGAGCCGGCCGACCUUGCGCCGCCGCUCAAGUUUUACUACAACCCGGUGACUGGCGAGCGCCGUGAGGAGCACCCGCCGCCGGGCACGACCGUGGUCCUCGCUGACCACUCGCGGGUGGAGACGACUGUGUACGACAUCGAGUACGAGGCCGCGGCCGCCCGACGUGCAGCUGAACAGUCGGCUAUCGAGGCCGACCUCGCCGCGCACUGUCAGGACAACAACAUGGCGCUCUCGCCGCUGCAGUCGGCCAUUGAUGCCGGCUACGCAGGAUAUGCCGCCGCCGCUGACGCGCUCACGCGUGAGCUCGAUGCGUCGUCGGCUGCGCGAGUCGCGUCGGUCGACGCCAUCGUGCGCCGGUCGUCGCCAGCCGCCGCUGCAGCUGCUGGCGAUGACGGACUCUCGGCGCUUGAGCGCGAGAUCAACGCGUCGGCGCGGGCGCGACUUUCGGCACUCCGCGAGCCCGCGCGCCACAUAGGGGCUCUUGCGGGCCCGCGGGCGUUUGCACUCGACUCUCGCGAGGCGCUUGGAGCCGCAGUCACCUCGACCCGUUGGUUCUACCGCUUGCCCGAUGCUGCGGCUCCGGGCUCGUUUGUCUUUGUCAACCCGUACACGCUCAACUCCGACACGUCUGCGGCUGUCUUCCGGGGCACCGAGCCGCCUGCCGCUCUCCGCGCCGCAGUUAUCGAUGUGACGCCGGCGCUUGCGGCGCGAGUCUUCUUUGAGUUGUGGGACGCAUCGACCAAGGCGCCGAUGUACAUUGCUGGUGCGCGGCCGGACACGCUGCUGCCGGCGUCAGCCGUUGCUGCCUGUAAUGCGCCGGUGGUCAUCAACUGGCACACCUACGUCUACUCGGGCUACGACGACCUCUCGACGGCGGCGCUCUCAUCGCUGUCGUUCUUUGAGCCGCUGACUGGCCGGCAGUUUGUGGGCCAGUCGGCGCAGCCUGCGUUUACCUGCUCUGUCGCCGACCAUCCGAACGUGUGGUAUGUGGUCCGGGAUGGGCAACACCCGCAGUACUACAACCCGGUGCUUGGCCAUUGCACUUGGCUGGCGCCGAGUGAGCCUGUCGACGAUGCAACGCCGAUUUUGGUCGAGCUCGGAUCGCGCGAGGUGUGGUUCGAGUAUGACAUGUCGCUCGAGGCCGAGAUCGGGCACGUCUUUGUGGCGCCGCUCGGGACCGGGCCGACCCGCUUUGCCUACGACAAACCGGCGGGCAGAGUCGAGUCCGACUCGCCGCCGGCCUCGCUCGACGCGCUCAUGGCGACGCCGCUGGUCAUUCCAGCACCGUCGGACAACUCGCCGGCAUACUGGAGCGCCAAGCGGUCGGCGAGCUCGGCAUUUUACAAGGCAUCUGCUGCGAGUGGACGGCAUUCGCCGUCGCGCCGCGCCGGGCCGAGCCCGACCGCGGCGUUUGUGUCGAGCGCAAGCUCGUGGUACGAGUAUGCUGCGCCGGCCGGUGACGGGCGCACCAUGUACUUUCAGCCGUGCUCAGGUGUGUGGUCGUGGGACGGUCCGCCGGUCGGUGGGCAUGUCGUGCAAGAGUCGGACGCGUCGUGGUGGUUCGAGUACUCGGCGCGCGCCAGUGGGGCGACGGCAGUGUACUUUAAUCCUGCGAUGGUGGCCUGGGAGUCGGCGGUGCCGGCGUCGGCGACUGCGGUGGUUGAUGCAGCGGGAAGUGUCGCGCACGCGCCCGGACGGGCACCUGCCACAGCCCGCGCGCCAGCAGCAGACAGCAAGCUUGAGGCCGAGUACGCGUCGUUUGCAGCCGAGCGCGAAGCGGCCCAGGCGGCACUCGAGGCCGAAAUUGGCGCUGGCGUGGGUCGGCAGGGCACGGACGCGCUGGCGGCAGACCUCGAUGCGAUGACCGCGCACGACUCGGCGGCCAAGUCUGCGAUCGAGUUGGAGCUCGACGCGAUGCUGGCGGAGCAGCUGGGGAGCGGGGAGGUUGAGUUUGGCGGCGACGAUGCGGCGACUCGCGAGCUCGAGCAGCAGCUCGACUCGGUGCUCUCGCAGCGAAUGUCGGAGUUGAACGACCUCGACGCGUCAGCCGAGUCGCCGCACUCGGCGCCGCACCGGCGGAUUGUGUUUUCGCCGGCGUCGCGGAGCCCGGUGCGGCGGGCGGCGCCGCCGCCGAGCACUGACAACGAGAAUCUCGCGCGCAAGUUGGAGAACGAGCUCGCGGGUGAUGGUGUGCCCGAGCCAGAGCCCGAGUAUGAGUAUGGAUACGAGUACGAGUACGAGGAGGUGGAGGUGGAGGUGACACCGCCGACGCCGGCGCCGGCAGCGGCAGCUCCACAGCCGGACCCUGCGCUCGAGGUCACGGCCGCCGACCGGUACUCACCGGUACUGGCGGACCUCGACGAGUCGUCGGACGUCGACGACUCGCUGCUGGACCUGGAGUCGAUGGUGACGCCGGGCGAGGCAGUCGAAGAGCCGCUGAAGAAGGACGCGCCUCGCGGCAAGGACGCGUUUGUGCUCUCGGACUCGGACGACGACGGCAUGGGCAAGGGCAAGGCUGGUGGUGAGAGUCAAGGCGACGACGAUCUGCUCGAUCUUGGCGACGACCAUGACGACGAGGUGCUCGACCUCGAGGAAGAGUACCUCGAUGUGGUGCCUGAUGCUGCUGACGUGUUCGACGUGGAUCAUCAGCGUGAUCUCGACGCGCCGCUGGAUGCGGACGAAGAGCUCGACGCGCUUAUUGACGACGACAUCGACGCACUGCUUGCCGGCUCGGGCGAUGACGACCUGGGCAGCGUUCCUCAGACACCGCGGGACAAGGGCAAAGACGAGGCCGACGACGAGGACGCCCUGCUCGACGAGGUGCUCGCGGCGGAGGUCGAGACGUCUGCAGUCUCAGACACGGUGCUCCUAGACGACGGCGACGGGCGGCUGUUGGACGAGCACGACCUCGAUGCGCUACUCGACGACAUCGAGCUUGACGACGCGGACGAUGCGGUGCCGGGCGCUGGAGCGGACGCGGGCGACGACGACCUGGCCGAGUUUAUGGCGGCGGGCGUGCACGGGAACGCGUCGUUUGACGUGACGUCGUUCAUGGCGGCAGCUGACGGCGGACGCAACAACUCGGGUGGUGCGCUCAAGGUGGAAGACCUCUCCGCGCAGGCACGGACGCCGCCGCGGUCACCGGGCUCGGCGCGCACGAUCGAGAAGCUGCGGGCUGAGCGGACGCCGUCGCGGCGUGUUUCGUCGCCGGUCGCGGUGCUCUCGCCGUUCAAGCUCGAUCCUCUGCCGGACUUUGAGUCGUCGCUCCUCGCGUCGUCGAUGGGCGCGUCGGGGCAUGCGUUCAAGGUCGGCGACGUCGUGUCUGUCCGUGGCGAGGAGGGCACGGUCCGGUACAUCGGCGCCACCCACCGCCCGGGCAUCUGGGUCGGCAUCGAGCUCCACCAACCGGUAGGCUUUUCCAACGGCACCCUCCGCGGAGUCCACUACUUUGCCUGCCCUGAUCGGUGCGGCAAGUUCUGCAAGCCGUCAUCGCUAACCCUUGUCCGCUCUGCUGAUAACGGAUGAAAUGAAGAUGUGUAUUCUGA
Molecule: messenger RNA, 7692 nt
Organism: Thecamonas trahens ATCC 50062
Lineage: Eukaryota; Apusomonadida; Apusomonadidae
Exons: 2
Coding region: 83-7672 (2529 amino acids)
Source: RefSeq, a predicted model, not a curated record